Messenger RNA from Peromyscus eremicus (cactus mouse), 2391 nucleotides. RefSeq lists its product as uncharacterized. The transcript is spliced from 6 exons. Bases 1502 to 2194 code for a protein of 230 amino acids. NCBI's taxonomy places the organism in Eukaryota, Metazoa, Chordata, Mammalia, Rodentia, Cricetidae. The record is from RefSeq and is a predicted model, not a curated record.
AUAAGGAGUAUCAAUCAUAGUGCUGCUUGUUUGUAGGUGAAAAGGCAUUUAUUUAUUCCUCCAGUUUUUCAGGCUGUCUUCUCCCAGGUGUAGACACACACUAAUUGCAGGUACAGGCCUUCAAGCAGUUUGGCCCUCACCCCAAGUAUAGCCAGAGAGUAUCUCAAGUUACCCAGGGGUAAAGGCAGAUAGUUUUGUUGGCUUGAUCCUCUUUGAUCGUGGCUUCUGGAAGCUGUGUGGCAUGAUCUUACAAAAUAUGAAGAUAUCAGAGGUUUACAAUUCAAAGUCAAGUUUUGUCCCUGAUAAUCCUCUGGUGGGGCAAAAAUCCUUACCUCCUUUUUGUCCUCAUUCUCAAUACACAGCACAGCAAGCAACUGGAUUCCUUCUCUCUCGCUUCUCUAGUUCUUCAGAAAAAGGUAUUUUCUUCAGUUUUACAGUGGAAUGAAUACCUUUUGUUAGGAAAUUGUCAUGUGCUAUGUAAACUCACUGAAGCUGGCUCCAGAGGUGAGAUUUUCCCACAGACCCAAGCACGUAUGUCUCACAGUGUCCUCCAAACUCCCUGUUUUCCAUCCCUCUUUUCUCUACUUUGUAGCAGGAGAAAGGAGAACAGCAAAGCAGCACUGGGAUGAAAAGCACUGUGCCCUUGGAAACAGCUAAAAAGGCACUGUUUCCAAAAGAGGAUACUGUUGUUUAACCCAGGAUAUAAAAUGGCUGUGGUACCCAGAGCAAGAACUGACCUGCAUUUCUGUUCCCUUUGGAUUAGACUUCCUGGUACCAGAAAGCACCAUGCGAGAUUCCAGAGAUGGGAGACAACUCACAGUCCUUCCCAGCUCUGACACCUGUGAACCGCAUCAACCAGCAUGGCAUGACAACCCGGGUGCAGUUGUGGCAUGUGUGUGUACCUUGGACUAAAUUGGACUCAUUGGACUUAAGACCUGCUCAACAAGAGGGCAACCAUGCUUGAUACAGGAAACAAACCUAACUAUUCAGUGCUAGUGAGGUCAUGGUUAUUGGUAGAGAAUUUACAGCCACUAAUUUGCUAAACCAGCAUCAUCCCUAACAACAAUCUCUAAACAUUUGUCCUUAUGCCCACAGAUAAUUGUGGUCCUCACUGCUCAUCAAGGCAACUUUUCUUUGCAAUGUACGGAGACCACUACAGAAAAACACAAUCAAUCAAUAUGCAGAGUUGUAGAGGUCAGUCCCAAUGGAUGAGACUGAGAACAUGGGCAGAGAACAUGGGCAGAGAAGAGCCCAUGAGGCUUCAACCCCACAUAAAAAACUACAGAUAAGUGAAGCUACUAUCCCUCAUUUAAGACUCUUCUCUUUACAAAACAUGUGGAGACCAUCACAGAAACCACAACUGGACACAAUGCGGAAAUAAACCAGUGGGUCAAGGGGAGACCAGUACCAACGGAUACAUCUACAUCACAGCUGUGUCUCUGAACAGGAUGACAGGAUUCAGGAAGACGGCCCCAUAUUUGAUCCACGGAGCCCAACCUAUAUGAAAGACGUUAUCAAUCAUAUACCAAAAGCCUAUAAGGAUGGGAAUUACCUAUUUAUAGGUAUAAUAUUGACUAUCUACCAUAGGUUUGUGACCACCUGGGAGAUGCUGGACUUAAUUAUGGACACGUAUGGACCUUUGCAGCCAGACUGUAUGGAGGAUCAGGAAAAAAGGAAUGCCUUGUUAUCCUUCCUAUCAAUAUGGACGUCAAAACAACCCCAGGACUUCAGGUCUCCAAACCUUGCCGUGGCCAAGAGGCUCGUGAAAUAUCUAUGGCCCGAUGAGCCUGCAAAAGACUUCACUCUCCAAGGGGAGGCGCUGGAGGAGCAGGACUGUAAAAUGGGUGAGGAGGCCUGGGAUGAUGGACUCCUCAGGGAAGUUAAUACAGAGGCACCCAUGCAGGAUGCAUUAGGGAUGGUGGAGACUCUACAUGUGGGACCAACUUCUGUGGCAGAGCCCCGGGAAUUUCUGAAAACCCAAGAUGACACAGACCUGGCCCUUGGGGAACCAACCAUGCCAGAAGCUGGACCAGUACCACUUCAAACUUCAGACCAGCCUCUGCCCACUGAUGCACAGCCACCUCUAGAAGUGGCUGCAGAUGUUCCAGAUGCUGGGCGGCUCUUUCUAGUUUCUGUUGUGCAACUGGGUGCACCAGAGCCCUUUUUCCCUCUGCCUGAUGUUGACAUAGAUUGAGAUUGUUUAUUACCUGCCGAGUUCCACCCAGGACCAGCUGUCCUUCCCGUCUUUAGAGAAAGUAUCUCCUUUCGUUGUGUUUAAAACUUUUUAUUGUUGUUUUCAAAGUUAAUAUUAAUAUUGCCUUUAAUUAUAUUUCAUUAUUUUUCCUUGUUUUUUCAAUAUUAAUAUUUAUUAAUAAACAUUAAGUAUGCCUA